UUUCAAUUGUUAACGUGGUCACUGAUUUGAAAUUUGAAUACGGUAAUCUAUCCCGGAAAAGUAUCUUCAAACAUUUAAAUUCCAGGCGUGUUAAAUAAGUUUUCACUAUGCAAGUAGAGUAUAAAUUCGAUGUGGAUUAUGCCAAAAGUAACAGAUCUAAGUGCAAUAAAUGCAGAGUUGAAAUCGACCAAAAUUCUCUGCGUAUCGCCAUGUUGGUACAAGCACCAAAUUUCGACGGGAAAAUCCCCAGAUGGUUUCAUUACGAUUGUUUCUGGAAAUCGAAAGCCCAUGUUGAGAGUACUGCUGAGAUUAAACAUUUCGAUUCCAUUCGUUGGGAAGAUCAAGAAAAAAUUAGAUCUGCAAUCAAUAGUGAAAUCGGUUCUUUAAAACCAACCAAAACCCGUAAAUUCACUGUGAAGUUAUCAGAUGGGGAUUUAUCGUGUACUCAUUGCCAGAAACCACUAAAGCAUGAACGUCAUACAGUAUGUGAAUCUGGGAAAAAGCCAACAUUCAUGUGUCACCUAUCCUGUUUUCUUAAAAGUAAUGAGUGUCCAGAGGAUAUUUCACAACUGAUAGGUUUUCGUAAAUUGUCGACUGUCGAUCAGGAUGCAGUUGUUUUGGCAUUUCGUGAAAACUCAAAGGAAAAUCGUAAACGUCCUGGACAGCAAACUGAACAAGAUUCAAAAUUGAAAAAACCUAAAUUAAAUGGAGAUGUUGAACAGGAUGAAUUACGUAAACAAAAUAAAUUAUUAUGGAGUUUAAGAGAUAAACUAGAAAGUCAAGUAUCCAAAGAAGCAUUAAUUGGUUUAUUGGAAUACAAUAAACAACAUGUUCCAUCUGGAUUAUCUCGUCUAUUAGAUGCAGUUGCUGACGCUAUGAUAUUCGGUGCUCUACCAUAUUGUCCUAGUUGUAAAAAUGGACCAUUACAUUAUAGUAAUGGACAGUUUAAAUGUAGUGCUAUGGCAACUGAAUGGGUUCAAUGCCUUUAUUAUACACGGACACCUGAUCGAAGAAAGUUUAAAAUACCUGAGGAAUAUCAUGAUGUUGAUUUUUUAAAAAAUUACAAAUAUGUUAAGCGUACACGAUUAUUUCCACCUGAUUCAGUGUCUGAUGUUACUGGUCCAUUAACUGGCCUGUUUUUCUACAUUACAAAUGGACCAUUCGACAGCGGAAAAACAAAAGAACAAUUAAUACGUGAAUUGGCCAAUCUAGGUGGUGCUAUUAUGAGUAAGCUCAGUGUUAAUUCGAUUGUUGUCUCCACAUUGAACGAAUUGGAACAAAUUCAAAGUGAUAAUAAUGAUACGAAUAAAACUUACUCGAAAGAAGCUCUGACAACUGCACGUUCUUACGGUUUACGUGUCAUUAAUGAACACUUCUUAUCAGAAUUCAAUCCUAACAGUUUGGACUCUAAAAAAUUGGAAUCGAAAAUCCAGCAACUCUUAGCCAAAUAUACAAUAUCCAAUUGGGAGGUGAAGGCUCGUGCAUUAAAAGUUGAGAAAGAGGUGAAAAAUUUACUAUUGAAUGAUGAUAACGGUGAACAAGAAAUGAUGCGAAUGAUAAUGAAAAAUGGUGCAGUGGUCGAUCCUCAAUCAGAACUGGUCAAUAAAGCCACAGUAUUGAAAGAUGAGAAGGGAGAAUUCAUGACUGCUGUACUCGGUAUGGUUGAUUUAAUCAAAGGUUCCAAUUCAUUUUACAAACUUCAAGCGCUUCAAUCUGAUAAAUCAUCACGUUGUUGGGUAUUUCGCGCAUGGGGUCGUAUUGGUACAUCGAUUGGUGGCACUAAAAUUGAAUCGUUUCCUAAUGCCACUUCAGCUCGUUCAACAUUCAAAGAGAUUUAUUUUGAAAAAACUGGCAAUGAAUGGGAGGAUCGUAAAAACUUUCGUAAAAUGCCACAUAAAUUCUAUGAGUUAGAAUUAGAUUAUAACUCUUCAAAGAAGAAUGAAAUUCAAACUAUCAGUAAUAUACCAUGUAAACUACACCCGGCUCUACAAUCGCUCUUAAAAUUUAUUUGUGAUGUUAAAUCUAUGGAAAAAACAAUGGCGGAGUUUGAACUUGAUCUAAGAAAAAUGCCUUUGGGUAAACUGUCUAGUAAUCAAAUUCAUGAAGCUUAUGAUGUAUUGAAUUCUCUCAGUAAACUUGUUAGUUCACGUCCUUCUACUAAACAACAAUCUCAAACAUUGGAUCGAACACAAAUACUAAGUGAAUCUACACGUUUCUAUACAUUGAUCCCGCAUGAUUUCGGCUUCAAAACACCACCAAUGUUAGAUAAUAAGAAAAUUAUUACCAAGAAAAUACGCAUGUUAGAAGAUCUGUUAGAAAUUGAAUUAGCUUAUAAAAUGCUACAAACUAAAGGAGAUUCUAAACGUAAUCCAUUGGAAGAGCAUUAUGAACAGUUGCAUACUAAAUUAGAGCCUUUAGAUAGUAAUUGUGAAGAUUAUAAAUUGAUUUUGGAUUAUGUACGUGAGACUCAUGGCGCUACACAUACACAAUAUACACUCGAAGUAUUAAAUAUCUUUGAAGUACAUCGUGAUGGAGAGGAUAGUCGUUUUGCCAAGUGUAAAAUUGCUCAACAUAAUAAACAGUUGUUAUGGCAUGGUUCACGUCAAACAAAUUGGAUGGGUAUAUUUUUACAAUUCGAACUGACCUUAUUUAAGCAGCCAGUGGAAACCGGAAAGCACUAGAUAGUCGUCCCAUCCAAUUGUAGGACUUCUCAGCAACACACUUCCACAAUCCUUCUAGUUAUUGAACUCAGAACAUACAGGUCUUGUGACAAACAUCUAACCAUCACGAAAAUUAUUGGAUCGGAGUGUAUCUAAACCUUCAUCGAUUUCUAUAUUCACCAUGUUCUAAAAACUCUCGCACUUACCAUUUGUGUUUUCACUUGAUGUCCAGAUCUCAAGGUUUACGAAUUGCACCGCCUGACGCUCCAGUUACUGGUUAUAUGUUUGGCAAAGGUAUUUAUUUCGCUGAUAUUGUCAGUAAAUCAGCUAAUUACUGUUUUACGACACAAUCUCAACCGGAAGGACUCUUACUAUUAUGUGAAGUUAUCCUAGGUGAUAUGAAUGAAUGUUUACAAGCGGACGCGAGUGACUUGCCACCAAACUAUCAUAGUCGUAAAGGCAUUGGGUCAGUUACUCCGGAUCCGUCGACAUUUCACACCAAUAAAGAUGGUGUUGUUUAUCCUAUUGGUAAACCGAUUGAUUCAAAUGUAGCAAAUACCACUUUGUGUUAUAAUGAAUACAUUGUAUACCAUGUAUCACAAGUGAAACAAAAAUAUUUAGUUCGAGUGAAAUUUCAUUACAAAUGAACAACAAAAACGAAAUUGUUUUUUGUUCACAGCUAAAAAUUGUCAUCUCAAUUACUCUAUUUCUUAUAUCAAUCGUUUUGCUCAUGGUGUGUGUACGUGUCGUUGAUUAAUCUCGGUGCGUUUAUUACAUACAAUCAAUUUUAUUAUUCUCCGGUGUCUGAAUCAUUUCGAGUAUUCUUUUCAUUUAUCUUCUGUUGCAUUUAAGACUAACAAUAUUAUUAUUUUCAUUAUUAUCAUCUAUAGAGCUUAACAUAUAUACAUUCGUAUCAUUCAUUUGAACUCCUGAGAUCAUUUCACAGAGUCAAUAAAUCAAUCAAAUACGUUC
Molecule: messenger RNA, 3632 nt
Organism: Schistosoma curassoni
Lineage: Eukaryota; Metazoa; Platyhelminthes; Trematoda; Strigeidida; Schistosomatidae
Source: the annotation of a GenBank genome assembly